AUGCCUCCCGAUAUCGCCUCCCUCACCGCCGAACUCGACAACGACGAGGACCAAUACGACUCCGCCGAGGACUCCGACUUCCAGCUCGACGAUGACGCCGCUCCCGACGCUGAGUCGGGGAUGUCUGAUUCCGAGGAUGAGGAGGCGGGUGAAGAACCGGUGACUAAGAAGCGGAAAAUAGGGAAUAAGGAUACACGGGGGCCUGAGGAGGAGCUGGAUUCUGGGGAUGAAGCGAUGAUUCAGAAGGCCAAGGCGAAGAAGGAUAAGAAGAGGAAGAGUGGGGAGGUUGAUGAGGAUGUGGAUGAGGGGGAAGCUGGGGGGUUUGUGCGGACUCGGGCGAUGAAGAUGAGGAUAGGAGAAGAACGCAAACCACUUGCCAAGAUUGAUGGCGCUACGGUCGAUGUGGAUGCCUUGUGGGCGAAGAUGAAUUCCACUGAUCCGGGGAUCGGGGGUCCAUCUCAGAGUGAGAAGAAGGAUGAUGCUACGCCUGUGAAUGAACAGGAGGGAGAGACGCACGCCAACAACAAUGGAACAGCGACAUCAGCACCGGAACCCCAGACCUACACCGAGGAGAUGAUCAAGAUCAAACGGACCUACAAAUUCGCAGGAGAAAUGAUAACAGAGGAGAAACUCGUGCCCAAGGAUUCAGCAGAAGCAAAGCUCUUCCUAGCAGGCGAGAACGACGCUAAAACCGUCUCGGCUACCGAUGCAGACCCCGCGAAAGAAGCUAUCAAACUACGCCGACCGCUUCGACGACCCUCCCGAUUUGACCCCAACCCGACCGGCGCGAUCAAGAAGAGCUGGGAGAAGGCGCCCGUUACGAAGACGACCGGACAGGAGAACGCACGGGGACCGAAGAUUAAUACAGUCGAGAAGUCUCGGCUGGAUUGGGCGGCAUAUGUGGAUCAAGCGGGUAUCAAGGACGAGCUCAACGAGCACAGCAAAGCGAAGGAAGGAUUCCUGGGGCGGAUGGAUUUCUUGGACCGCGUCGGGGCCAAUAUCGAUGAGGAGAGGAGAAAUGCUCGUUUGAAGGGACUUCCAAAUCUCUGA
Messenger RNA from Aspergillus ibericus CBS 121593, 1050 nucleotides. It is a transcript of the gene swc5, whose product is annotated as putative Swr1p complex component (Swc5). The record is from RefSeq and is a predicted model, not a curated record. The transcript is spliced from 2 exons. Bases 1 to 1050 code for a protein of 349 amino acids. Lineage: Eukaryota; Fungi; Ascomycota; Eurotiomycetes; Eurotiales; Aspergillaceae.